This is a messenger RNA of Microcebus murinus (gray mouse lemur), 1956 nucleotides long. RefSeq names its product lysine methyltransferase 5A (gene KMT5A). Gene Ontology annotation, biological process: regulation of transcription by RNA polymerase II; regulation of DNA damage response, signal transduction by p53 class mediator. Gene Ontology annotation, cellular component: polytene chromosome; nucleus. The record is from RefSeq and is a predicted model, not a curated record. NCBI's taxonomy places the organism in Eukaryota, Metazoa, Chordata, Mammalia, Primates, Cheirogaleidae. Gene Ontology annotation, molecular function: transcription regulator activity; protein binding; histone H4K20 methyltransferase activity.
CCGCGGCGGCGCUGGUGGCGGCGGCAGCAGCAGCAGCAGCGGCAGCGGCAGCGGUGGUGCCGGGCGCCGGCGCCGAGGCGCGGGGCGCGUCGCCAUGGGCCUGCCGGGCUGCAGGCAGGAAGAUGUCCAAGCCCCGCGCGGUGGAGGCGGCGGCGGCGGCGGCGGCGGUGGCAGCGACGGCCCCGGGCCCGGAGAUGGUGGAGCGGAGGGGCCCGGGGAGGCCCCGCACCGACGGGGAGAACGUAUUUACCGGGCAAUCAAAGAUCUAUUCCUACAUGAGCCCGAACAAAUGCUCUGGAAUGCGUUCCCCCCUUCAGGAAGAGAACUCAGUUGCACUUCACGAUGUCAAAUGCCAGGGGAAACCGUUCGCCGGAAUCUACAGGAAACGGGAAGAGAAAAGAAAUUCUGGGAAUGCAAUACGGAAUACCACGAAGUCCGAGGAACAGAAGAUCAAAGACGCCAGGAGAGGUCCCCUGGCACCUUUUCCAAACCAAAAAUCCGAAGCAGCAGAACCUCCAAAAACUCCAACCUCGUCUUGUGAUCCUACCAAUGCAGCCGUCGCCAAGCAAGCCCUGAAAAAGCCCAUCAAGGGCAAACAAGUCCCUCGGAAAAAAGCUCAAGGAAAAACGCAACAGAAUCGCAAACUCACGGAUUUCUACCCUGUCCGAAGGAGCUCCAGGAAGAGCAAAGCUGAGCUGCAGUCGGAAGAAAGGAAAAGAAUAGAUGAAUUGAUCGAGAGUGGGAAGGAAGAAGGCAUGAAGAUUGACCUCAUCGACGGCAAGGGCAGGGGCGUGAUAGCCACCAAGCAGUUCUCCCGGGGCGACUUCGUGGUGGAAUACCACGGGGACCUCAUCGAGAUCACCGACGCCAAGAAGCGGGAGGCUCUGUACGCACAAGACCCGUCCACGGGCUGCUACAUGUACUAUUUCCAGUAUCUGAGCAAAACCUACUGCGUGGAUGCAACCAGAGAGACGAACCGCCUGGGAAGGCUGAUCAACCACAGCAAGUGCGGGAACUGCCAGACCAAGCUGCACGACAUCGACGGCGUACCUCACCUCAUCCUCAUCGCCUCCCGGGACAUCGAGGCCGGGGAGGAGCUCUUGUAUGACUAUGGGGACCGCAGCAAGGCCUCCAUCGAAGCCUACCCGUGGCUGAAGCAUUAGCCGGCCGUCGCCCUCCCUGCCCACCCUCCCUUCUUCAAAGGACAAAGUGCCCUCAAAGGGAAUUGAUUUUUUUUUUUUUUACACACUUAAUCUUAGCGGAUGACUUCAGAUGUUUUUAAAAAAAUAUAUUAAGAUGCCUUUUCACUGUAGUAUUUAAAUAUCUGUUACAGGUUUCCUAGGUGGACUUGAACAGAUGGCCUUAUAUUACCAAAACUUUUAUAUUCUAGUUGUUUUUGUACCUUUUUUGCAUACAAGCCGAACGUCCGUGCUUCCCGUGCGUGCAGUCCAAGACGCGGCACAGGUUUUAGAGGAAAGAGUCAUGUUCGAAGCGGGAGGCCGGGCGAGCCUCCUGCCUCCGGCGGAAGAGCCAGGACUUUGUCCCCGCACUCCCGAGGACGCGCAGCGACCGGGUCGGCGUGCGAGGAAGACGCUGCCUCCCAGCGGCCUGGACGGGAUGUUCCCAAGCUCUUGUUCUCCUGACGUCUCGACAGGCGCGCAUCGAAGUGUAUGAAUAUUUUUUAAAGAGGUUUCACAGUAAGCUAGUCUUCCCCUCUGCUUUCUCGAAAGCUUACUGACCCUGCGGCCCGGGCGCGCGGGCCGGGCGUAGAUUUCUCUUCCACGGGCUGCCGCUUUUCUGGGCACCUCGACGCAUCAGGGCGGGUCGUGAAACCAGACGCGGGCAGGGAAAAGCGUUGCUUACCGACCCUGCCAGGCCAGGGUUUCCUAAAACUGGGUUAAUUCUUUAUAGAAAUGUGAACACUGAAUUUAUUUUAAAAAAAAUAAUAAUAAUAAA